Cylicostephanus goldi is the source of this 566-nucleotide messenger RNA. Lineage: Eukaryota; Metazoa; Nematoda; Chromadorea; Rhabditida; Strongylidae. The record is from the annotation of a GenBank genome assembly.
AGCCGAACAUCCUAUAGGACAAUUUUAUGGCGUGCUUUCUUGCCCCUUUUCGAGAUCCCACAAUUCGUUCCCGCCAUUCCCCAUUGCCUAUCACGGCUAUGGACUCGCGGAGAGCCCAACAUCAACGCUUUGCGGCUACUUGUCAAUCUUAGCUGCUGUCCCGAUAUGGUCCCGUACCUGCUUGGAGCAAAGGGGGUGAGCGGUCUCCUACGAUUGCUGGAUACGGAUCGAGAAGAGGUACUGCUUCGAGCGAUUACUUGGUUGCUUUGUACUUCGUCGGCUGUGGAUGCACUCCAUUUGACUUACGAUCGGAUAGCUUGCCAUAAUCAGCCCUUCGAUGCUCUACCGUUAUCACUAUCCACUCAGGACCCAUUCCGAAAUCCCGCGCACACGCUUUAUUACUCUAUAUAUGGUCCAAAAAGUCGUGAAGAGUUGGAACAACGUGCUAAUGAGUUGACAAAUCACGCAAAUCCAGAUGUGGUGAACAAGGCUAUGCGAUUACUGGAGAUACUGAAGAAUAUCCCUCCAUUCCCAACACUUGGAUCACAGCUAAACCGCUUGUGACC